Messenger RNA from Trifolium pratense (red clover), 929 nucleotides. RefSeq lists its product as uncharacterized. The record is from RefSeq and is a predicted model, not a curated record. Bases 163 to 486 code for a protein of 107 amino acids. Lineage: Eukaryota; Viridiplantae; Streptophyta; Magnoliopsida; Fabales; Fabaceae. The transcript is spliced from 4 exons.
UUAGACUAAGCUCAUUUAUUUCUUUGACUUAAACAAAUCUAAGUUAAAGUACAAGGAAAUACACUUUUUUUUUACUUUCCUUAGCUUUUGCUGACCGAUGGGACUGUGUCCUUCACAAAAUACUCUUUUUAAUUCCCACUCUUUUUUGUAUUUGAAUUUCAAAUGCUUCAUUAUCCUUACACUAUCUCAUUUCAAUUUCAUUAUCUCACCUUUCUCUGGUUUUGUUUUCCAUCUUCUUCUCUUCUCUCUUUCUAUUUUUAUCUCAACUCUAUUUUACUAACUAACAUAAAUUUUAUUUUGCAGGAACAUCUAUCGUUGUUAUCGAAGAAGAAGUACAUGGGUUCAUUUUCAUUACCACAACAGAUUAUACAUAAAGGAAACAUAAAGGCUACAACUAUGAGGAGAAAACAAGAACCAAUAUUUGAUUCAGGAACUCAGACAAAGAAGACAUCUUCAGAUAUAAAGAUGAAAGAACAAAAUAAAUAGCAUGAGAUGUAGCAAUAACAGAAACAGUUAUUUAUUUUUUUCCGGCGGGGCGGUGACAAUUUCCGGCGCGGUGGAUACAAUUUCCGGCGCGGUGGUUAUUUGCAAAAUAUUCCGAUCUUAAUUUUUCUUUGUGGGUUUUGUAGAGGAGAAGGAGGAGAGUUUUUUUAUGGUGAUGAUUUUUCAAAAAGUGGUGUUUGAUGAACGAUCUCUAGAUCUAAAAAAAUGAUAACCACCACUCUUAGAAAAAAAAAAAACAUAAGAGAAAAAUUAUGAAGAAUAACGUUUAACAGGAUGAUAAAGAUGAGAUUUGAUGGUAACAAAACCAAGUUGGAGGGAUUUAAGGGUUGCCGGCGGCUAGGGUUUGUUUGUAGGAGAGAGCCUUACAAAAUUUCUUAGUUGAAGAGAGAGAAAGAAAUUAUCAAAUGAGUAGAUUGUAAGCUUAU